AUGGAUGCUGCUAGCGCCACCCUUGAGAAGCCACACUUCCCGACGGAAGAGGAGAAGAUCAUCAAGUACUGGCGGGACAUCGAUGCCUUCCGAGAGUCCUUGAGACAGUCGCAGGGCAAGCCCGCGUACAACUUCUACGAUGGCCCGCCCUUCGCGACGGGCCUGCCCCACUACGGCCACAUCCUGGCCGGCACCAUCAAGGAUGUCGUCACAAGAUACGCCCAUCAGCGGGGCUACCACGUUGAGCGACGGUUUGGCUGGGAUUGCCACGGGCUUCCGGUCGAGUAUGAGAUCGACAAGAAGCUGAAUGUCAAGGGCCACCAGGACGUGAUCAAGAUGGGUAUCGACAAGUACAACGAG
This is a messenger RNA of Symbiodinium natans, 360 nucleotides long. NCBI's taxonomy places the organism in Eukaryota, Dinophyceae, Suessiales, Symbiodiniaceae. The record is from the annotation of a GenBank genome assembly.